This is a messenger RNA of Emys orbicularis (European pond turtle), 2085 nucleotides long. RefSeq names its product extracellular matrix protein 2 (gene ECM2). The transcript has 10 exons. Gene Ontology annotation, molecular function: protein binding; heparin binding; collagen V binding. The coding region runs from base 1 to 2085 and encodes 694 amino acids. Gene Ontology annotation, cellular component: extracellular matrix. Lineage: Eukaryota; Metazoa; Chordata; Testudines; Emydidae. The record is from RefSeq and is a predicted model, not a curated record. Gene Ontology annotation, biological process: extracellular matrix organization; positive regulation of cell-substrate adhesion.
AUGCAGACUGCAUCUUUGCUUUAUUAUUUCCUGCUUAUCUGUUGGUGUAUUGAUUUUGCUCAAAAUCAAACAAAUGAAAUUCCUAGGAGGCAAAGAAGGAGAAUGCGCUAUAGAGGAUCAAGAAAGGGUUCCUCAGCAUACCACAGACCAAACAGACAACCACAGAUUAAGACUUCAACUACUGUUGCUGUAGUACCAAGCAUUCCCCUUAUUAAUAUUGAUGAUGGCAUUACAGAAGUCUUUGACUCUUUUAUAGGUUUGGGUGGACAUGAAUCCAGUUACAGUGUCUUACCAGGAAAGAAAGGGCACUGUACAGCUAACGGGAUGAUUAUGUACGACAAAGCUGUGUGGUCCCCCAAACCUUGCAUUACUUGUCUUUGUUCAAAAGGAAAAGUGCUUUGUGAUGAAACUACGUGCCUUUCUCUGACAUGUCACAAAACUGUGAUACCUGAAGGAGAGUGCUGCCCAGUUUGCUCUGAUAUUGAGCCCAGUGACCCUAGUGACCCAAUGCUAUUGAAAUCACUGCAUACCCAGGCUGAAAUGGAUGAGUUACUCAGACGAGAGAAGGAAGAACUUGAAGGGAGAGAAAAGGAAAUUCACAAAAAGGAUGAAGAGAACAGGAAGAGAAAAGAAAAGAAAAGUCAGGAGGAGAAAAAAAUACAUGACUAUGAAGCCCAUCAGAAAGUAGAGGAGGAAAUAAGCAGGAGAGAGGAAGAAAAAAGAAGAGCAUAUGAAGAGGAAGAGCUACAAAUUGAAAAGGAAGAAGAAGAAAAAAGAAAGGAAAACAAACAUCCAGAGCAAGAAAGAAAACAACAAAAAAGCGAAGAAGAAGAAGGGGAAGAGGAAGAGGAUGAACAUAUUUUACGAGGUGAUGUUUUCAGAAUGCCCCCUCGAUUCCCAAUUCCUGUUCCUCCUGCAGAAAUUCCUCCUUUGCCAACUGGAUGUUCCAUUUCUGACACCACAGUAAGCUGCAUUAAUGCCAGACUUACACAAAUACCACCAAUUACUGAUCCAGAGCUAACAAGCUUAGAGCUUGAAGGGAAUACCAUCACUUCCAUUCCAGAUGAAGCAUUCAAUGGGAUUCCUAAUUUGGAAAGGCUUGAUCUAAGUAAAAAUAAUAUUACUUCUCCAGGCAUAGGUCCACAAGCGUUCAAAAUCCUGAAAAAGUUAAAACGUUUGUAUAUGGAUGGAAACGCACUAGUACAUAUUCCUCCUGAAUUACCGUCAGCUUUAGAAGAACUUAAAAUAAAUGAAAACCAUCUCCAUGCUAUUGAUGAAGACAGUUUACAAGAAUUAAAGAACUUGGUGACCCUAGAAUUAGAAGGCAAUAAACUUAGUGAAGCAAAUGUCAGUCCUUUAGCUUUCCGUCCUUUGAAAAGCCUGUCUUAUUUGCGCCUUGGAAGAAAUAAAUUUAGAACUGUCCCACAAGGUCUUCCCACAUCUAUUGAGGAAUUAUAUCUGGAAAAUAACCAAAUAGAAGAAAUUUCAGAAAUUUGCUUUAACCAUACCAGGAAUAUUAACAUCAUUGUGCUGAAACACAACAAAUUAGAAGAAAAUAGGAUAGCACCUUUGGCUUGGAUUAAUCAAGAGAAUUUGGAAUCUAUUGAUCUUUCUUACAAUAAGUUAUAUCACGUUCCCUCCUAUCUGCCAAAAUCCUUACUGCACCUCGUACUUAUAGGAAACCAGAUUGAGAGAAUACCCGGAUACGUGUUUGGUCACAUGAAGCCAGGGCUGGAAUAUCUGUACCUUUCUUUUAACAAACUUAACAAUGAUGGAAUAGAUCCAGUGUCAUUCUAUGGAGCUUAUCGGUCUUUGAGAGAGUUAUUUUUGGAUCACAAUGAAUUAAAGUUUGUACCAUUUGGAAUCACAGAAAUGAAGGCAUUAAGCUUUCUGAGGCUGAACAACAACAAAAUACGAACAGUCCCUCCAGAACGCAUCUGUAGAGCUAUUGAGGUUGAAGAUUCACGUUUGGAACAUCUUCAUCUUGAAAACAAUUUUAUCAAUACAAGAGAGCUGUCACCAUAUGCAUUUUCAUGCAUAAGAUCCUAUUCCAGUGUUGUUCUGAAACCACAGAAGAUCAAAUAA